Molecule: messenger RNA, 999 nt
Organism: Zygosaccharomyces rouxii
Lineage: Eukaryota; Fungi; Ascomycota; Saccharomycetes; Saccharomycetales; Saccharomycetaceae
Gene: HUT1
Product: UDP-galactose transporter HUT1
Exons: 1
Coding region: 1-999 (332 amino acids)
Biological process (GO): UDP-galactose transmembrane transport
Cellular component (GO): Golgi membrane; endoplasmic reticulum membrane
Molecular function (GO): UDP-galactose transmembrane transporter activity; UDP-glucose transmembrane transporter activity
Source: RefSeq, a predicted model, not a curated record
AUGAGUGGAGGCGUAUUGGCAUUGUUUAUAUGUGCUGCAGGUAUCUACUCAAGCUUCUUGACAUGGGCUCUGGUGCAAGAACCUCUAACCACUAAGUUUUGGCCCAAUAGCCAGCACCAAUUUCAGGCACCAAGUGUAGUGGCAGCUGUACAGGCAGCUGUUGCCAUGAUUGUUGGUUUAGGAUAUUUGAAAUGGAAGAAAUGUGGGUAUGGACCAGUGAAUUUCGUUAAGGAUCACGGUAAAUCACUAGCAAUGAUUUCUUUAUCACAGAGUUGUUCAGGCCCGCUAGCGACAUAUUCUUUACAAUACGUGGACUUUCUAACCUAUAUGUUGGCAAAAUCCUGUAAGAUGCUACCCGUACUAUUGAUUCAUUUGCUGCUCUAUCGUACAAGUAUUUCAAAGGAGAAAAGGCUCGUUGCAGUGCUCGUCAGUCUAGGUGUAGCAGUGUUUAGCUUUGGUGGAUCCGGCGGCAAGCAAAAGACAAACGGUGAUGAUGCCUUCUCACUCCACGGAUAUGCACUACUUGUGGUCAGUCUCUUCCUGGAUGGUGUCACUAAUGCAUCUCAGGAUAAAAUGCUCAAGGCCAAUAGCCGCAAGGAUGCUUCUAAACCGAUUACCGGUGCCCAUAUGAUGUUUGCCCUAAACAUGUUUAUUGUGGUAUGGAAUUUAGGUUAUUUAUUCACAUUCGACAGGUUACAAGUGGAUAUGGCUAAAUUCAUGUUGUCAUUAGAUGGUGAAAUAUGGAAGUAUUUACUUACAUAUGCCAUAUGUGGUGCCGUGGGACAAUGCUUUAUCUUCUUCACAUUGGAGCACUAUGGAUCACUGGCAUUGAUAACGAUUACCGUUACGAGAAAAAUGAUCUCUAUGGUUUUGAGUAUUUUCGUCUUUCGCAAGAAAGUUAUGCCGCUGCAAUGGAUCGGUAUUGGCAUUGUAUUCGGUGGUAUAACUUGGGAAGCCAUCAGUAAGAGAAGACAAGCUGCUAGAAUUAAAAAAGAUUAG